CAGCCCCAGGAUGGCAAGCUUGCAGCUUUUGUUUGUGGGGAUCGCCGGUAUUUUAGCGAUUUUAUACAGCGGGAAGGCGUCUUGGUUAUCCAAAACAUUGUUUUAUCUGUACUAUGGGAAGACUGGCUGCAUGCCCCUGCCGGAUCUUAGCAAUGUAACACUACACUAUUUUCCAGUGAGGGGAAGGGGAGAAGCCAUACGGCUACUUUUAACUGAAGCACAAAUCUCGUACACAGAAUACAAUUUCAAAGAUGUACAGUGGAGCAAAGCAAAACAGAAGGGUGUAAAAAAUGGACAAUAUUUAUUUGGACAAGUGCCAUAUUUAGAAAGUCCAUCUUCAGGAGUUGGUCUCUCUCAGAGCCAUGCAAUCAUGCACUAUCUGGGCAGAACAACAGGCAUGGACUGUGACUGUGAUAUGAUGCACAUGUGUGAAAUUUUAGCACAAGGAACAGAGGAUCUCAGGGCCAAAUUGGCAGAGGUUCUGCACAACCCAGACUUCAGCCUCAAACUCAGAGAACAAUACUUGAAUGAAACAUUACCAGUAUGGUUGGGAUAUUUUGAAAAAUUAGCACCUCCAUUAUCAAAACUGAAUGAAGCUUUCUUUGUCAAUGACCGCCUCACUUGGGUGGACUUUUUGCUGUUUGAUCAGCUGGACAGCAAUAUGGAAUUUGGAAGGUUUGAGGAGUAUCCUGAUGCCAUGUCAGUCCAUGUACUAAAAGAUUUUCCAAAACUUAGAAAAUAUUACAAUCAGAUGGCAGCCAGACCAAGAAUAGCUGCAUUUUUAACUGAUACGAAGAGAUUCAAGUUUGCCUUGCCCAGAAGACCAAAAGAUGCAUGAGAAAAUCUGUUAUUUUAUUCUGUAACACUAUAUUUUAGUCUUUUAUCUUAACCUGAUUUAGAGUGUUUAGGUCAUGAAACUGAGAACCUCUGUAGGAGUAUUAGUGUUGAUAUCAGGUUUGGUUAUGAAGAAGUUGACCAAGAGCUGCAGCGAAGCCUGAACUCCCUUCUUAAUGGGAUAAGGUCUUUGAAGACUAAAAAGAAUGUGUUCAUGGAGCCCUACCAUGAAGUAUGUGGCUACGAAGAAUAUUGUGGUUUUUCCAGAGAUAUAUAUAUAUAUAUAUAUAAGGCUGAGUGGGAAUCUGCCUGGUAUCCUGUUUGCAGAACCCAAGGGACAUCGACACUGAGGAGGAAACAUUCAUUUUGCACCUCUUUUUCUUUUGCUCUCACAACGAUGUGACAAAAUAGAAUACUUAUCCUUGCUGUUUAAUUUUGAAAUUCAACCUUAUUAUUGGUUAUGUUUUUAUUAUGUACACAAACGCAGUUGUGGUUUAUAUGGUACACAGACAACUAGAGUUGUAAGGCAAAGUUGACAUGGAUACUCAGUAUGUAUUAUAAAGUAUUUUAUUCAUUACUUUUCAUAUACUAUGUCAUAUGUACCACCAUUUUUGAAAACACACCCUUUUACAAGGCAUUAUUUAUUUAUUUAUUGUCAUAGAUGUAUCAUUUGCAAAAUUACAAAUUUUUGGUCUGUAGAUGAUAUACCAUCUAAUUUACUCAUAAAACAAUAUUGUAAACUCAGAACAGACUGUUUUUCAGUCAAGUACCUUUCUAGAUCAUAGUUAAAAAUGAACCUAAAGCAUAGUAGAAAAGUACAAUUGUAAAUUAUUUCAAAAUUUCAGGCCGUUUGCAGUAAAUAAUUGUCUGCUUAUGGAGAUUUAAAAAAAAGGGGCAACAGAUUUGAAACGAGGAGGGGGCUAUUGAACUAUGAUAAUGAUUGAAAACUUCAAACAAUUUUAUGAAGCAAUUACAAAAAAUCAAAAUGUUAAUUGCAUAAUGCCAUAUUUUUAGAUUUGAUUGUAUCAGAUACUUUUAUUCCUUAUUUUUUUUACUGCUGAUAUUUUUAAGUAUUGAAAAAAUAAGUAUUUACUUAGACAGUGCUAAUAUGAUGAUAUUCAGCUAUUUUGUAUCACAAAGUUCAUGCUGGUGCCCUUUAUGAAUAGAAUGCUUUAUUCUUAUAAUUCCAAAUCAGUAUUUUAGUUACUUUUGUCUAUGGAAGAUGAGCCCUCUUACUCUCAAAAAAAUUAAGAAUAUAAUGAUACAUUUGCAUAGUAUGAUAAUAUUUAGUUUCAGUUGCCAGAGCAACAACAAGACGAAACAAAAACAAAUGGUCAUUGGGUAAGCACUCUAUAAGUGACAAGCAAUUUGACGGGUGCAUCUUCUAAUAUAUUGCUGUAUCUCACACAGUGCAAAAAUACCACUGCCAGGUAUGUCGUUUUACUUAUAUUUCUAUUUUGAAGUGAUUAGUCAUGGUUAUACACAGUCAGGGGAUUGGAAAUGACUGUACAUAUACAGUAAUCACAAGGAAUAGUAGAUUUAAAGUUAUGCUGUCUCAGUUUAUUCUUAGUAGUAAUUUACCUCCAUUGCACCCCCUGAGUUUUACAGGAUGGUUUGCCAGUGUUAAGUCUGAAAUAGGCUGUUAUCCAUGCAGUCUUGAUACAGGCACUGGGCUGUACAAUUGUCAGCUUUUACUGUCUUUUGUAUAUUAUGUAGCAGCUAAUCAAAAUGUAUGUGGUGCAUUUUUAUUUAGAAUGGUUAUAAUAACUGUAAUAAGUAAUACUCAGGAAUACAUAUGAAGCAUGUCUAUUUUAUUUUGCUUCAGUUUGGUUGUGCUCUAACAUCUUUGAUGUAUAUCCAUUCAAGAGAAAUGUUCCUGUGAAGCAGUUCUAGUAUUAUGUAUAUAGAAGUAUAUAUGAAUAGUUAAAUACACUUAUUGUAGGGUUUGAAAAACAUGAAAUUUGCAUUAAACAUUAUAAAGAAGUGCAUCUCAAUUAUAGAUCCAGACUUAUUGUCGUGAAAAUUCGGAGAAAUUCUUUGUUGUCAUUUUGGGCAUCAUUUUAUUAUUAUUAUUAUUAUUAUUAUUAUUAUUAUUAUUACCACCAUAUACAAGUCUGGCUAGUGUUAUUUUAAAUUAAGCUAGGACAAUUUCUUGGACUUGGUAGGCUUUUAUGAUAUUUACUGUUGACAUGUGGCAAUGUUUGCUAUCAAAUUGAUGUGCAGAAGAACGGAUACAGUACCCUAUGUGGGAUGAGUGAAUGAAUCUUUUUUUUUUUCAGGGUAAGGAGCUUCGUAUCACCUUUGUCUAUGAAUUAGUUAUUUUUCUUUAUUUUCCUUUCCUUUAUUUUAUUUUAAAAUUGCAAUAUUUUAUACUAUGAGCAAAGGUAAACAUGACAUGUUACGAAGUGAGAUCAGUAUAUUAGAAAUGUAAGCAUUUGCCACUGAACUUUAAAUGACAGAGGUUUUGUGCUGACUGAAGUGUUUUUAUCUCUUCCAACUAUGAGACAGCGGAAGCUACUUUAUUUUUUUAAGAAUUAAAUUUCAUGUCACUAACCUCUAAUGUUAUACAUACCUCAAGCAUGCAAUACAUUAUUUUAACAGGUUAACAUAUCUAUUACUGCAAAAUUCAAGUUGGACCUAAGAAAUAUGUAUAGCUACACAAAACGGUGCCAUUGUAAUUGCACGUUUUGUAGGAUUUAGAUUGGCGUGAACAUUUUGAAUGUGAUAGAAGUUUUUAUGUAUUGUAUUUGUAUAUGUAUUUAAUAGAUUAUAUGAUCCGGUUUUGUACUAGUGCAAUCCACUCAGCCCUUCUUUUCUGACGAUUUUGAAGUGUCAUUUUAUAUUAAUUUUGUUAGUAAUUUUGAUAUUUUUGUGUUAAGUUCUUGAAUUAUUUGUCAACGUCCAUGUAGAUUUAUCAAUGCAAGAUAAGUGUUACCUCCGUGCUUAUAGGAUUUUGAAAAUGACUUGAGCAUUUUGACAGCCAGUAUUACUGUUGUUGUUUCCCUCGUGUAAUAUGGAAUAAAAAGAAUGUAGGUGUGA
Lingula anatina is the source of this 3873-nucleotide messenger RNA. Its product is annotated as glutathione S-transferase P. Gene Ontology annotation, biological process: glutathione metabolic process. NCBI's taxonomy places the organism in Eukaryota, Metazoa, Brachiopoda, Lingulata, Lingulida, Lingulidae. The record is from RefSeq and is a predicted model, not a curated record. Gene Ontology annotation, cellular component: cytosol. Gene Ontology annotation, molecular function: glutathione transferase activity.